AUGAAUCUUUUUGGAUUGGGGAGCAAUCAUACUCAAAAGGAUGGAAAUGAGAUGUGCCAGAAAUUCAGAGACGGCGAUCUAAGGGCAGCCAUAGUGUCUUCUUCAGAUCCACAGGCAGACAGGAUGCUUCUCCUUGGACUUAAAUGUCUGUUCCAGAGGCAGCUGUCGAGGAUGCCCAGGGAGUACAUUCUUAGGCAAGUGUUUGACUCCAAGCAUGCCAGCAUGGCGCUGAUAAACUCUGCAAAGGAGGUUGUGGGGGGAAUAUGCUACAGGCCGUUCUUUGAGCAGGGCUUUGUAGAGAUUGUGUUUCUGGCUGUUGACUACGACUUCCAAGUGAAGGGAGUUGGCGGGUUUAUGAUGGAUCUUUUCAAGGAGGUUAUCAAGGAAGAAGUGAAAAGCUGCAGGUGGAAGUUGGCGGACGACGUUCUCGGAAUCUACGAGCACAAGUACAGGACCAUUGAAGACCUCGGCCCGCUUCUAGCCAAAGCACCCGAGUGCGGUGCAAGGCCUCUUUAUUUGGUAACGUAUGCAGACAACUUUGCAAUAGGAUACUUCAGGAAGCAAGGUUUUUCUACCGAAAUAAGGUUUGGAGGAUGGAUUGGGUUCAUUAAGGAUUACGAGGGAGGCACCAUAGUUGAGUGCCAUGUCUUUUGGGAGAUCAAUUAUCUGAGGAAGCAGGAGAUUAUUAGGGACAUGAAGAGAAAGCUGCUGGAAGAAAUGAAGAAAAUCAACACCUAUCAUGUAGUUCACAAGAUAGACGACUACUCGAAUAUUAAGAGCAUUGGAGACAUCCCGGGCGUCCUGGAUGCUAAGGGUUCUGAUGAGGAAGAUAGUGACAUGAGGCGGCAAGCCAGGUUUAUUUCGUAUCUUAUAUCUGAUCUCCGGAUGAAUGCGCAUGCCUGGCCAUUUCUGAAGCCUGUGGAUCCUACAGAGGUUCCUGACUACUACAAGCGUAUAUCCAAUCCUAUGGAUCUGUCCACCAUGGCGUCCAAACUAAAAGGCAACGAGUACAAAUACAUAGAGGCAUUUAUCGAUGAUGUGAACUUGAUGGUAAAUAACUGUCUUACGUACAAUGGCAGAGAUACACAGUACUACAAGUGUGCACAGAUGCUCCUGGCGCACUUCAACAAAAGGCUUGAGUUUUACAAACAUGUCAUUGAUAGACUCCCAAAGAGAAGAGAGGCCAAGUGA
Encephalitozoon hellem ATCC 50504 is the source of this 1191-nucleotide messenger RNA. RefSeq names its product chromatin remodeling transcription factor. Gene Ontology annotation, molecular function: protein binding; histone H3 acetyltransferase activity. Gene Ontology annotation, cellular component: histone acetyltransferase complex. Lineage: Eukaryota; Fungi; Microsporidia; Unikaryonidae. Gene Ontology annotation, biological process: positive regulation of transcription by RNA polymerase II; chromatin remodeling. The record is from RefSeq and is a predicted model, not a curated record. The transcript has a single exon. Bases 1 to 1191 code for a protein of 396 amino acids.